UUUUUUUUUUUUGAAGUUUCAAAUCAAGGGCAAUUUAAAUUAGAUCUUUUGUUCCGCUGCAAUCAAAAGAUCUAAUUUUGAUUAAAUUGAAAGCGUAUUUUUACUAUUCAUGAAUAAAUUGUAUAUUAUCAUGUAUGAUAAAUCCUAAACCCUCUUGUUUCAAUCACUUGGAACGUAUUUAUCAAUCCAGUGUUUGAAAUCGGUUUACAUACAGUCCUCGAAUAAUUAUAAUUACACAAAUACAAUAUAUCUUCAAGUCUAUUCCCUGACAAAAUCGGAAAAGGAGCCUUAUGUGGAUGAUGUUCAAAUGCAUAUUGUUGCAUUUCAGAAACAUGUCGCAGGCCGUUGCGACUCCCUUGACAAACCCCAAAACGGGGACAGAUUUUCUGGCCUCCACUAACUUUAAAGUGGCCCAGGACAUGUCGGUAUUGGAUGAAUCAAUGCAGAGUAUCUUCAAGAGAGACUAUCCGUCCUAUCCACACUAUGGCCGCGAGAAAGAGUCCGAACGACCGAAACUGGGCGAGGUAAUGACGAGGGACGAUAAAUUCUUCAGUGAUAAAGCCUCUGAAACAGUGCGAGCAUUUGAGUACCGCUAUCUACCGAAACCGGUUGCUUUAGAUGACAUCCAUCAAAAAUUACGAUCAACUAACUUCAAGAUGGACACUGAUGUGAACAAAGUAAAUGUUUUUGAGACCAUGCACACCUCAUAUUUCAAACCCAAGAUAACCCCCUCCUUCCAGCGUGUGGAACCGGCGACAACCACAUCUGUCAGUCAUAUUCCGCAGGGAGAUCCCCAGAAAGCACACGAGCCGUGUUCCGACUACCGCGACAGGUUUAUGGGUCACGAUACAUCAAUACACGUGACACGCAGAGCACCAUCAAUGCAUGAAGGUGGGCCGCCCACAGUAAAGGGAGACGAUCGCUUGACAAACUUUAACACUUCUCACGGCGAUCAGUUCCAGGGGACAUGGGAGAAGCCGGUGCAGACAUUGCCAGCUCCAUACGGAUACAAUAUACCUGUGGGGGAUCCCGACAAAGUGACAAUUAACAACACCACCAUGCAGGCUACCUUCCCCUAUAUCAGCGACAAGAGUGACGUCAAGCCGUAUUCCAAAUCCGCGGUCAGCGCUUACCUAGGUAAAACCAACUUCAAAGAGAAGGACGGACAUGGAAAGUACAAUGACUACCUGAGUACUGCUAGUGUUUCAUUCCAGCCAGGGUCAACCACGUUUGAGAAAUUCCGUCCAGGAAAACAUCGUAACCACAGCGAUUUCCCAGAGGGUGACUUGGAUGAAUCCAGGGUCACAGAUCGGGUCAACAUGACGACGUCGCGAUUUUACCAUGGCAACCCACCCUUGGGGCUUCACAAUAGGAUUAUCUCGGGCGCCAAUUUAAGGACAAAGAGCAACGUCCAGUUUGAGGAGCCACCAUUGACAAAAACGUUCUACAAUGCUACCACUCACAGCACGUACCAGCCCGCGGACGUCCCCUACACGUAUGAUCGGACCAAGUUCCACACGGAGACCAAUAUACCUAUGGAUUAUUACGACAAGAACGAGGUGAAACACACGUCAUCCUUUUCUGACUACAAAGACCCCCGUAUCGGGAGAAUAAACAUGCACAAACCCGCUUUGGAAAAUUUAAAGAUGUCCCACAUUCUACCCCCUCUCGGAGGGUCUCAACUCCACAAUACCACCCACCAGGUGAUGUUUACUCCAAAGACGUCAGAAAAAUAUGUUUACGACCCUCAAAGGCUUCAGAAGAGUUCCGUGCCCCUGGGAACGAUGAAAAUUGUCUAGGAGUUGUCUAUCUUUGUGAAUUUGUAGACGAGUCUACAAAUGUCAGCUGUCAGAUGUAUAUGAUCUAGCAUUAAGUCGAAAAAUUGAGCAUUUACACCUUCAGAUUUAUUUGAUUAACACUUGCAUAUUAUCUAUCUUGUUAAAAAUAGCGAGGAAAAAAUAUUCACCCAUUUAUCCGAUGAAACGCCGCUUCUCAAAAAAUUAAUGUUAGAUGUUUAUUGAAAUUUUAAAGUAUGUAUUCAUAAAAUUCUUAUCUAAUUGAAAUCAAAUAUAGCAAGAUUUAAGCAAAUUAAGUAUACUAAAAAACAUUCUUUGAUUUUUCUUUUAUCGACUAGGCUAAUGGAUAUGAUCUUUUCUGUAUAGCACUCGAAAUUCCGUAGCCUAUCUAUCAACAUUACAAUUAUUGUUGUAAUAAAUUGAAAUUGAAUAGAAGUUGAAUGUUUUGACCUACAAGUUUAAUUAAAAAAAAUAAAACGCGGUACGUUCAUUUAUGUUGCAUAUUUUCUAUAUGACUAUUUACCCACCACAGUAUUACAGACAGACCUCUUGCCAGACAACAUAUUUGACACCACAAUUUUAUUCGUAAAAUAUCAGUAUUAAUUAUGAUUUUUAACAUAUACGUGCUAAAACUGUCAAAUGACAUUGUAUCAUUAUUGCUGAAAUUAUAUAUAUGCAUAAUAUAAACCGUAGCAGUAUUAUGGAAGAUUGUUAUUUGUUUAAUGAAUAAAAAAAAGUGCCGUGUGUUGUUGCUGAUUUCUGUGAAUUUUUUUUGUUUUGUUUAUUUUUUUCUUCCACGCAAAAUAUACAUACAAUUGAAAUGUAAUGAGCUUGUGAUAAGAAACAUUUUGAUCUUUCCUUUAAUCGUUUGGCAUAGAUUUUUAAAGUCUCAAUUUUUUUUUUUUUACCUUGCCUUUACCAAUUUGAAAUAUUGUCCUGAGCUGUUAAUUGUUAUACAAUAUGUUUGUUGCGUGUUCACCUUGGCGUUAAGCGUAUAUAAUUAAUUAAAUUAUAUUUCAUUGAC
Messenger RNA from Ostrea edulis (European flat oyster), 2820 nucleotides. Its product is annotated as testis-expressed protein 45-like. NCBI's taxonomy places the organism in Eukaryota, Metazoa, Mollusca, Bivalvia, Ostreida, Ostreidae. The coding region runs from base 291 to 1799 and encodes 502 amino acids. The record is from RefSeq and is a predicted model, not a curated record. The transcript has 7 exons.